Messenger RNA from Echinostoma caproni, 1173 nucleotides. The record is from the annotation of a GenBank genome assembly. Lineage: Eukaryota; Metazoa; Platyhelminthes; Trematoda; Plagiorchiida; Echinostomatidae.
AUGUUGAUUCCUAUCACUGAAGUCAUUUCAUACCAAACCUUUGGUUUGAAUUUUGAUAGCCACGACCAAGCACAACAGAUUCGUUGUUCUCUGGUGCACAUAAUUACCUCAACACAGUGUGGAUCGUUGGACAGAUCGCAUGAGUCACUACUAGAAAAGUGUCAGGUCCACUUGUUGCGGCUUGUUCAUCACACAGUUGUGUGCCGAUUGCUUCCGAUCGUCCGAUUGGCUGGGUACAUUUUUUCUCAAUUUCAUUUUAACCCAAAUCAGAACACCAAGGAAGAUCAGGCAGAGAAACAAGGACCAUAUGCGAACGAACCCGAACGGCAUCCCGCACUGGUUACCGUAUGUCGUACUCCGCGUAACGCAGAAACACCGGCUGAACUAAUCCCACGCAGUCCAAUCACUCCGUCCUCAUUAUUUUUUGUGCGUAACCAUUUACCGUGGCCAUCGUUUCAGGCAAACCAUGUGCGCAAGCAAGUUUCCAUUAAAUAUGAAGAUUUGAAGCGUGACUUUUCCCAUCACAAAGUCAUCUCGACCAUGAUUUGUGCGGGAAAUCGUCGUGUACAUAUGGCCAGUCGCAGACCACAUAUACGAGGAUUACCAUGGCAUCAUUCGGCUCUUUCUACUGGCGAAUGGACCGGUGUACUGCUGAAGGAUGUUCUCUUAAAAUACCUGGCACCAGACAUUGAGUCUCCAACUCACGAACAACUCUUAAGCGCGGCUCGUCGCGCUGGCAUCCGGCAUAAAAACAGAAAUUUUCCGUUUCAGGUGCACUCAGGUGAUUUUGAAGGUUCUGAUCACGUGGUUGUCAACCGUGGUCCAGAACAGAAUGACUUUGCGCAUGUAUCGGCGAAAGUCGAUUUUUUUUCAUUCUCUCAUGUAACAUAUUGGAAUUAUGUUUACUUCACUCGAUCGGAAUGUGGUAGUUCUUUCUCGAGCUUGGUCCAGUCACAAUUGCUUAUAUGGAUAAUGCGUAGUUUUACCUCACAGAACCUGAUGUGUGAGAAAAUCUCUGUCAUUACUGUCGUCAUUAGAUCGUCUUCUAUACAAGUCAGUUGCCACAAAAUUGAACUUUUUAUUUUCUUGCUCCACAUGGCUUUCGCAACGCAUCCAAUCGACAGUCAGUUCCUUUUCGACGUGAACUCACCUGAUUUUCUAUGUUUCAGCUAG